AUGUCAAGCUCCGUAUCGACACCCUCCUCUUCUACCAUUACUCUGUAUUCAUUCAAGCCUUCGUCUUCAUCAUGGAGAGUCCGUGCUGCUCUCUACCAUAAGAAAUUGUGGCCACAAGUAACCAUUGAAGAAAUCUCCUUGUUGGACAAGGUCAAUGAAAAACAAGAAUACCGGGAUGUAAAUCCUAUGGGACAAGUCCCAUGUCUGGUCAUUCAUGAUCAAGUCUUAACACAAUCCAUUCCGAUCAUUGAAUAUUUAGAAGCAGUUUUUCCAAAUCAUGGUCAUGAUGAUAGUACUGGUGAUUUGAUUCCUAAAGAUCCCAUUCUUGCCUUCAAAGUCCGACAACUCUCAGAGAUUAUCAACUCUGGAAUUCAACCCAUGCAUAAUGGACGUGCCAUUCGUAUGUUACCAGAACAGCAACGAACAGAAUGGAUGGAAUAUUGGGUCCGAAAUGGUUUGAGCGUGAUUGAGAAAAUUCUUUGCUUGAAUUAUCCUAACGCACUACCAUCCAACGAAGAUUACAAGUAUUGCAUUCCUCAAUAUGGAAAAUUGAGCAUGGCUGAUAUUUGUCUUGUCCCACAGGUAUUUGUUGCUAAGACUCGUACAAGUAUUAACGUGGACGAGGAGUUUCCAAUCACUUCAAAAGUUUAUUCAAAUUUGAUUAAGAUGGAAGAAUUUGUACAAACACAUCCUCAACUUAAAUAA
Molecule: messenger RNA, 705 nt
Organism: Naegleria lovaniensis
Lineage: Eukaryota; Heterolobosea; Eutetramitea; Acrasida; Naegleriidae
Exons: 1
Coding region: 1-705 (234 amino acids)
Biological process (GO): glutathione metabolic process; L-phenylalanine catabolic process
Cellular component (GO): mitochondrion
Molecular function (GO): maleylacetoacetate isomerase activity; glutathione transferase activity
Source: RefSeq, a predicted model, not a curated record